CGUUCGGUAAUUCAUCGGCCCAUGAUUCUAUUGGUUUGGACUGGACCGAAGUUUUUAUUCGACUAAUCCUAUCUGGAUCGCAUACAAACAGAAAAUAUUCAGUGUUUAGCCCGUUCUUUGAAACUGGCACGGGACAGCUUUGUUCUUGACCCGAAUCGUCAAACACCAACCAUCCAAACAGAAAAUUCUCUAGGGAAGAUGACACCUUGACACACAUUCUCAGCACUACGCAGUUCACGCUCGCUUGUUUUCUGCCUCCAGCUCAUCAAACCAAGUCUUACCGAGUCGACUCACUAGGAAAUGCCGGUUGGCCGUGCGCCAACUCACAGUGCUCGGCGAAUUCAGGCUGUUUGGGCUUUGAGUCGGGGAAGGUCUGGACGGAAAACCGCCAGAUGAUUCGCACGAUAAAAUACCAUUCUACUUCCUCUUCGAUCCACACGGAGUGAGAGAGCGAGACGGAAAAGACGACAAAUAGUACCUCCGGAUCAUCGCUCAGCCACCUCUCUGAUCACGAUCUCUGAUAAAAGAGGUUUGGUAUUCGUCCUUGUGCACAACAAUUUGGUUCAAUGGUGGAGCAGGUUUACAAUGGUACUGCUAUUGUCCACGAUUCACUCAUUCUGUCUCUAGUUUAAAGGUACUUUCUGUGAACUAGGCAUCUUUGUAUACUCAAAAUCAUCUAGUUCCUUGGGGAAAAUUGGGUAUAUCCAAGUUUCUCCAUGGAGCGUAAUUUUUCUGAAUCCGGAUCUGUCUUCUAGUUUCUCUUAACUACCAAAAUACUUGCUUAAAAUGAUUCCAUUAUGACUUCCUGAUGCAAGAGCGGAGCUCAUGUUUGAUGCCUUAGUGGCAUCCGCUCUGCAGUCCUUUCCAAAUUGUUCUUGUUUCACCUCACAAAGGAGGGGAAAUGAACUUACAAUCUUCUCCAAUAUUUUGAAAUCUGUCAGCUUGGAAAUUUAUCUGAAGAGGAAGAUUUGAUAGCUGUGAAUCGUUGUACCGAUGAAGAAAAUAGAGAAGAAAGAGCCUUAACUGGGUUUCAGAAGAAUCAAGGAGGGGAUAAGAUGAGUGCAUAUAGCAACUGAUUCCAAGUGUCAGGCAGACCAGGGAGGCACCAGUGAACACAAUCUGCAUAUCUGGCUGGGUCAGACCUCUGCUCCGGCAAGAGCAACUUGCCUUCAGAAACUCCAUAAAGAGAGACAUGAGCAUCUUUCCUGUAUUCUGAGAGGGUUGUUAUAUUGAGGAAGUGAAAAGGUACUUUCAUGGAUUUUGUCACAUUCUCUGCAAUUGCAAAAAGACGUUGAUCUAUGUCCCACUUCAGUGAGGUAGACAUGUUUACAAUUGGUGUUGUCUCCCCAGCACAGUUAAUUCCGGUCAGGUUGUUCCAGGCAGAGCUCCUGUCACAUUUGCACACAAAUUGUAAAUUUCAAAUAAUGCUUCUGAAUAGCUUGUAAGGAAGAAGACUGAAGUAAUACACGGAAUGUUGAGGAGCCAUGCUGCUGAAGAAAAUUGAAGUUUGAUUGGGAUUGAUAUUUUUCUCUGCCCACUUGGCCAAUGUUCUUAGAACUUUCUCAUAUACCACGCUGACUUCAGUUUCAUCAUACUCUGUGGCUCCUUCAUCAAAUGAUCCUCGUCUUCUCAACCGGUUUCAACAAGAAAAUAUAGAGUCAGCUCCAUG
Rubroshorea leprosula is the source of this 1669-nucleotide messenger RNA. NCBI's taxonomy places the organism in Eukaryota, Viridiplantae, Streptophyta, Magnoliopsida, Malvales, Dipterocarpaceae. The record is from the annotation of a GenBank genome assembly.